Messenger RNA from Leptidea sinapis, 2333 nucleotides. RefSeq names its product solute carrier family 41 member 1-like. Gene Ontology annotation, cellular component: plasma membrane. Gene Ontology annotation, molecular function: monoatomic cation transmembrane transporter activity. Gene Ontology annotation, biological process: monoatomic cation transport. The transcript has a single exon. The record is from RefSeq and is a predicted model, not a curated record. Lineage: Eukaryota; Metazoa; Arthropoda; Insecta; Lepidoptera; Pieridae. Bases 276 to 1598 code for a protein of 440 amino acids.
AUUUUUAUUUUUUCUAUACAGUUGCUGCUGGUUUGAACGUUUCAUGAAACUCGAUACUGAUAGUCGAUAGGUACUAUUUUACCAAAACAAAAUAAAAAUUUAGUGUACACGGGAUUAAACAGUACUUAAAUUAUUAUUCAUAGAAGCUAGCCAGGUUAACUGCAGUAUAUUAAUAGUACGAAAUUAAAGUUAUUAGAUUAUUCCCGUAAUGAAACAACAGGUUAUUCAUGUCUACGUGGUUUGUUAAUUAAGUAAUAAUCGAUUUGAUAAUAAAAAUGAACCGAAGCAAAGGUAAUAACUCUAGAACAGUGAAGGAUUCCAACAGUACCGAAACUGAAAUGAGUCCGAACGCAUAUAGAUUGAUCAAUAAUGAAGAAAAGCCUCCAGAUAUUCAAAUUGGUAAAGAAAAUUCUUGGAUUGCCGGGGUUCAGAUGUUUGUGUCAUUUUUACUUGCUGGUUUUGGCAUGGUAGCCGCCAGCUUGCUUCUCGAUGUAGUACAACAUUGGGAUGUUUUUGUGCAAGUUCCAGAAGUGUAUAUCUUAGUGCCAGCUCUUUUAGGACUCAAAGGUAAUUUGGAAAUGACAUUAGCAUCACGGAUGUCAACCCAUGCUCAUCUAGGCCAUUUAGAUAAACAUUUGAAACCAUUAGUAGUUGGCAAUCUUUGUCUCAUACAGUGCCAAGCAGUUCUUGUUGGAUUUUUAGCUGCAAUGGCUGCAGUUGCAAUGGGCUGGAUACCACGAGGAGAGUUUGACAUUCAUCAUGCUAUGUUAUUGUGUGCAUCAAGUGUUCUCACAGCUUCAUUGGCUAGUUUUGUCCUUGGAUUAAUUAUGAUUGGAGUCAUAGUUGUAUCCAAAAAAGUUAAUAUAAACCCUGAUAAUAUAGCCACACCAAUUGCAGCAAGUUUGGGUGACCUGACCACUUUGGCUUUAUUAUCAUGGAUUGCAUCAUUAUUAUUUAAAUCACUGGGCACAAAUAUUUUAUUACCCGCUUUAUUAAUUAUUGCUGGAGCUGUUCUAGUACCAGCAUGUGGAUAUGUUGCUUGGAAAAAUAAUUUCACAAAGCAAGCUUUGGACGAAGGUUGGAUACCAGUUAUAUCUGGUAUGGUUAUAAGUAGUACUGGUGGUCUUAUUUUAGGAUACACUGUAUCUAAUUACAAAGGUGUGGCUGUGUUUCAAUUAGUUAUUAAUGGUAUUGGAGGCAAUAUGGCUGCAGUGCAUGCAUCAAGAUUAUCAACACUAUUACAUACAGGACAAAAAGAGAAGUCAGUUUUUAGUAAUACAACAAAACUAUUGAUGCUAAUGGUUAUACCUGGACAGUUAAUAUUUGUUUAUACAAUUAGUUAUCUGAAGGCGGGUCAUACAUCUGUCACACCUAUAUUUAUCUUGAUUUAUAUGUGUGCUGCAUUACUUCAAGUUUUGUUAUUACUAACAAUUAGUCAUUAUUUAGUUGUCUGGAUGUGGAAACUUGGCUUAGAUCCUGAUAAUUCUGCCAUCCCAUAUUUAACUGCUUUAGGUGAUUUAUUAGGGACUACUCUACUUGGGAUAGCAUUUCACAUUUUAUUUGCUAUCGGCGAUAAGGAUAGUGAUUUAGGUGACUAAUAUAUAGCUAGAAUUUUUUAUACAUAUUUUCAGAAGUAUUGUAUUUGUAAAUACUGAUGUUUUUGUGACUUGCCUAGUUAGGAAUUUGGGAUAUAAAUCAUUAUAUCUUAUGGAAAGAAUACUGUAUUAUAAUAUAAGGUCUUUCAAAUCAAGUUUUCAAAAGUAAAUAAUUAAAAGACAUAAUUUCAAUUGUUACUGAAAAGCUGUGAUAAAAUCCAACUUCUAAGUUAAUGUAAGAAAUUAUAUGGUUAUUAUUUGGACACUCAAGAUAACUAUAAUUUAUAGGGUAUUUUCUGUUGACCUAGAACUGUGAAUAUAAAAUAAUACCAUUUAGAAAAAGAGUGAAAAACAACCUUUUCCCUUUUUUAUAAGUAUAGAUAGGUACCUAAUAAUAUGUAUGAAACCCUCGGUGGGUGACUCGGAUUUGCACUUUCAUAUUAUAUUCAAUGUUUGAAAUAUUUUACAUAGGUACAUACUAUUGAAAACUUUACAUUACAUUUGAAAGAACCAUUAUAACAUUUUUACUUAAUAUGUCAAGAAGUUAUAUAAAACGAACUUAAGUCAUUAGAAUGUUUGUACAUAAGUUAUUUGUAGUGAUUUUAAAGUAUUUAUUUUGUUGGAUUGUUAAGUACUAUGUACUUAUGAAGAAAUGACAGUACUUAUUGGUGCUAACAUAUUUUUGCAUAUCAAUUUAUAAAAAUAAAUUAAUAUUACUACAAUAUAUUAUUUUACCUA